Messenger RNA from Arachis ipaensis, 891 nucleotides. RefSeq lists its product as uncharacterized. NCBI's taxonomy places the organism in Eukaryota, Viridiplantae, Streptophyta, Magnoliopsida, Fabales, Fabaceae. The record is from RefSeq and is a predicted model, not a curated record.
AUGGCUAGUAGUAGUCCGUACAUAAUUGUGCUUGUGUAUCCCAAUUUCCGUAUGAGAAACGGCGACAAUGGAGUGACAUUUGAGUGCGAUGAUCCGAUAUUGUUUCUCACUCAACGUGUGAAUACGUUGUCGAAUUUGAAAUGUUUGAUAUUGAGCAGGCUUGGUGGUACAGAAACGAUGGAGAUCGGAAGGGUGGCGUAUAGGUUGCUGUCCCCCAUGGGUAACGGAAUCUUCCGAUUUCGACUAUUCCGACUACAAGACGACGAGCAUGUGCAAGUGAUGUUUGACAUCCAUGGGAGGAUCAUGGUGGAGCAAGUGAUGGAGCUGUCUGCAGAGGUGGAACACAGCGGCGAUGAUCCUUUUGUACACUCGACCUAUGUGCAGGACGACCGACCCCUCGCACCACCGCCCAUUCAUGUCGCUGUUCCAUUGGAUCAGGCCGAGGAGUGCAAGGAGGAGUCGGACGAGGAUUACGUGACGGACAGUGGGGGUAGCGACUUGUCCGAUAGUGGGGAUGAGAAUGAGUGUGUUCCGGAGACACCCGUUCCUACUGCGGCCCGCUACGUCCUGCCUCCACCUCUUUCAAUACCGGCGCUUUUGGUAGUUCCGUCUCACUAUCACAGUCUGGAUUUGGACGCCAUGCAUGAGAGGACUCCGUUUCUUGACACGGGUGAAGAGGAUUACAACCUAGACGGCGGUGUAGAGUUUCGGGUCGGCCACAAGUUUAGAAGCCGGGAGGCAGUACUUCAGGGUGUCAAGAACUACAGUAUUUGGAGGAGUGCGGAGUACCGAGUGAUCGAAUCAGACCGGUUAAAGUACCAUAUGCAGUGCCGUCAAGCUGAUAAUGGGAGCCUCCGUGUGGCCCUUCGUCAGAACCUCGGAUACUGGUAA